GAUUUGUACUUCGGUUAUUGACACACCACAGUUUUGUUAUCUCAAUGUGUGAAGUUUGAGGAACUGUCAAAACAAUAACUCAAACAAAAAGCGUCAGCCAUGGACAAGCUUCGGCGAGUUUUAAAUGGCCGAGAAGACAACGAGGAGCUUGGACUGACGACGCAGGUCCUGGAUGCCUCCACACUGAGUUACAGCACAAGGAUCAAAUGGUUCAUCAUAUGCUUUGCCUGUGGGAUCCUGUGCUCCAUACUGGGUACUGCACUACUCUUCCUGCCCAAAGGGAUGCAGCUGUUUGCAGUAUUUUACACAUUAGGAAACCUUGCAGCUCUGGCUAGCACCUGUUUCCUGAUGGGCCCAGUGAAACAGCUGAAGCGCAUGUUUGAGCCGACCAGACUCAUAGCCACCUGUGUCAUGCUGGUACAGCAUCUCAUACAUUCCUUUUGCUCGGGACGCAGUCAUAAAGUGCUUCACUUCCUGUUUGAGCUAAAGCUGCUUUUCUCAGCAAUCCAUGUAAUACCCACCCAAAAUAUGCAUCGUAAAUAUGUAAAAUAUUUUAUUGCCAAGAUUCUUUCUUCAUUUGUGCUCAUUUAAGCUAUAAGCAUUAUACUUGGAAAUGUAUCCGACAUUUUGGAUUAUAUGUAAAAGAAAUAUACGUCAGUGACUUUUUUUUUUUCUAUUUUUGCAGCAUUUGUAUGUGUAUUCUGGGUGAAUGAAAGGUAUGCGCCCAAAAUGAACAAAUGAAUGUGUUGUGAUGAGAGACUGCUGUUCGAAGUGCCAACACUGUGCCUUAUUUCUGUCUUAAUUUGUACAUUAAAUGCAACAGUUUGUGUAUUUUACACAUUUUUUUUUUUUUUUAAACCAUUCAACAGAGUAAACUGCCAACACUGCACUUCUUGUAAUAAACGCAAUUAUUCUCCA
Molecule: messenger RNA, 918 nt
Organism: Neoarius graeffei (lesser salmon catfish)
Lineage: Eukaryota; Metazoa; Chordata; Actinopteri; Siluriformes; Ariidae
Gene: sft2d1
Product: SFT2 domain containing 1
Exons: 6
Coding region: 100-591 (163 amino acids)
Biological process (GO): vesicle-mediated transport
Cellular component (GO): membrane
Source: RefSeq, a predicted model, not a curated record